GUAGACCGCCGCCUAUUACAUUACCAUUUCUUCACCUCCUGGUUUACUUUUCCUCUUUUUUGUAAUUUGCAAACCCUAAACAGACCAUCUCUCUCGAUUCAAAGUAGUAAAUGGCAGGUGGAACAGAUGUUAGUUUAUCAUGCGUUAAAUGCGGAAAGCCUGCUAAUCUUCAGUGUCCAAAGUGUGUUGAGUUGAAGCUUCCCCGCGAAGGUGCUGCUUUCUGUACUCAAGACUGUUUUAAGGAAUCUUGGAGCACACAUAAAACAGUUCAUCUGAAGGCAAAGUUAGCAUCAGUUGGAUCUAACGCUCCAUGGGAACAAAAUAUAGCUUCACCAAGUGAUGGUUGGCUUUAUCCUCUGAGGAAAGGACAGUCGCGAACUGCAAAGAUGCCUAAUUUUGAUUGGACAGGGCCAUUACGGCCAUAUCCCAUAUCAAAAAACCGCGUAGUACCUGCAGGCAUCGAGCUACCUGACUGGGCAAUUGAUGGAAUUCCAAAAAUUGAGCCCGCAAGUGAUCUGCAACAUGUUGUCGAGAUAAAAACUCCAGAGAAAAUUGAGAGAAUGAGAGAAACUAAUCGUAUUGCAAGGGAAGUAUUGGAUGCAGCUGCUCGUGCUGUGCGCCCUGGCGUCACUACAGACGAAAUUGAUGCCGUGGUUCAUGAAGCAACCAUCGCUGCUGGAGCAUAUCCAUCUCCACUAAAUUAUCAUUUCUUCCCGAAGUCUUGCUGCACGUCUGUCAAUGAAGUAAUCUGUCAUGGAAUUCCAGAUGGAAGGAAAUUAGAGGAUGGUGACAUCGUCAAUGUUGAUGUAUCUAUUUUAUAUAAAGGGGUUCAUGGUGACCUAAACGAAACCUAUUUUGUUGGUAAUGUGGACGAGGCAUCUCAACAAUUGGUCAAGUGUACUUAUGAGUGCUUGGAGAAAGCAAUAGCUAUUGUCAAACCCGGAGUACGCUUUCGUGAAAUAGGGGAAGUUAUAAAUAGACACGCCACUAUGUCAGGAUUCUCUGUGGUGAAAUCUUAUUGUGGGCAUGGUAUUGGAGACCUCUUCCAUUGUGCUCCAAACAUACCCCAUUAUGCCAGAAAUAAAGCAGUUGGUGUGAUGAAAGCCGGACAGACCUUCACUAUUGAACCUAUGAUAAAUGCUGGUGUCUGGCGUGAUAGGAUGUGGCCUGAUGGUUGGACUGCUGUUACCGCAGAUGGCAAGCGCAGUGCUCAGUUUGAACAUACUCUCUUGGUAACUGAGACUGGAGUGGAAGUUCUUACGGCACGAUUGCCCACCUCUCCUAAGGUGUUUCCAUGGCUAAGCUCAUAAUUAGUUCACGAUGUAUUCUUACGAAGGUCAAAUUGAGCAGAGGAAAAUCAUUGUAACAUUUUCAGAUAUGAAGCAGGACAAUGACAACUAUUAAAUUAUGUGUCGGUAUAAAUAAUUAUAGAGGCUGUUUGAGAAUUUUUGGGUUCAAAAUUUACAUUAUUGAAUGCUGGUGAGUUUUGGCUGUCCCUUUAUGCCAUCAUAGUUUGGGGUUUCCAUCAUAGACUUAUCAAUGUAUGAUCAUAUGCUGUCUUUUUAUAUCAAAUAUUUAUUACAAGGGAACAAAGAAAUUCAAAUGCUGUUA
Molecule: messenger RNA, 1611 nt
Organism: Erigeron canadensis
Lineage: Eukaryota; Viridiplantae; Streptophyta; Magnoliopsida; Asterales; Asteraceae
Product: methionine aminopeptidase 1A
Exons: 17
Coding region: 111-1310 (399 amino acids)
Biological process (GO): proteolysis
Molecular function (GO): metalloaminopeptidase activity
Source: RefSeq, a predicted model, not a curated record